UCUUUUCCACCUCCACACUCCCUUGGGGACCCCUUUAUAUCCACUCACUAUUCCUUUCCAAACCCAAGACAGAUCAGUCGUUGUCAAGAGCUAGGCUCACUCUUUUUCGCCUACCCAAGUCAACAUCCAAAGGACGCACCAGGUCGCCCCCUUUUGCCUCGACAUCAGACACUACCAGCAAUCUUUCGUCAGCAGAACUAGUUCGCGUCCAACCGCGGAUACACUCUACCUCGUACAACGAGUACAAACAACCAACGGAUUCCCGUUUCAGAAACUUGAGCCCUUUCCCGGUUUCUCUUCAACACACAACCAGCACUCAAGAUGCAGUUCCUUAGCAUUGCUACUCUCCUGGUGGCCGCCGCCUCGGCCGUCGUGGCGGAGAACAAGAUCAUCUUCAAGUCCAUCGACAACGUGAACCGCACCGUCUACUUCACCCCCAACGCGGGCCUGGAGACCAUCGAGGCUGUCGAGGUGCCUGCAAACUCAACGGUCAACGUCACUAUCCCGCACGCCUGGAUCGGCAACUACUACUCGGUCUCGGAGGGCAAGGACAAAAAGCCUGGCAUGCUCGGCGAGGUCGCCUUCAACGGCUGGAAUGAUCUGACCUACUUUGACGUCUCGGCCAUCGUCGACGCCGCGGACCACGAGGGCGUCGCCGAGAUGUGGCCCGCCAAGGCAUGCAAGCCCACCUCCGGCUGCCAGCUCUUUCCCUGUGGCAACGCCUACUACCUCUGGGACGACGUGCAGACCAAGGUCACGCACGAGACGGAGCUCGUCACUACCCUGGGCAAGACGGGCUUCGAUGUCAAGAAGGGCGACAAGAUCCGCGGCGCCGACGACGGCACCUUUGAGGGCUACAGCGUCUACAAGCGCAGCUACGUCGAGGGCAAGUGGUUUUAAGCUGGGAGACCCUUCCGCAUAUCCAACAGCACUGCGGAUACCACUCGUUUUGCGGUCCAACCUGACGACUUUAUGACACCCAUUUUUACCUUUCUUGACACGGCCUUUUAGACAAUUGGCUGCUGUCGCGGCCUCUCUCGCCCCAAUUUCUCAUUGUUCCCUCCUUUUUUCGACGUUCUGCGUGCUGCCUCGCGCGAUCGUUUGAUGAGAGAUACCCCCGUCGCAUCCAGGUCUGGAUGCUUCUCGCCUCACCCCUACACAGUUCUUUCAACCGUAUUGGUCCUGGAAGGAUCGUUGGUUGAGGGGAAAAAUCAAGCCCCGCAUUUUUGUUUCUUUUGGAUGGCCUAUAGAGAUUGCACCAAAAGCAUGACGUCGCCCACGUUUUCCCACUGAGCGCUUCUGCACCUCAACAAGUUUUGUUUAUUGUUUACUGUCUCUUUACAGUUCUGUCCGACGUCUAGCUAGUCCCCCUGGGCAUUGUUCUGCGGUGGACGGAAUUGGGUUUCUGGGAAGACACCUUUACCCCUCAUUCAUGACGCUCCUUUUCCAGACCAUUUACCUAAAGAUUGCUACACUUCUUCGCUGUACAUAUUUUGUCACCAGUUGACGCGCUGCCGGACAAGAAAGUCCGGGUGGCUUGAUUUCAGCAAACCAAAAGAAACGCAAUAGACAUGGAUUCUUUGCCAGCCCGCA
Messenger RNA from Gaeumannomyces tritici R3-111a-1, 1593 nucleotides. Its product is annotated as DNase1 protein. Bases 322 to 900 code for a protein of 192 amino acids. The transcript has a single exon. Lineage: Eukaryota; Fungi; Ascomycota; Sordariomycetes; Magnaporthales; Magnaporthaceae. The record is from RefSeq and is a predicted model, not a curated record.